AUGCCCAGUAUUUCUGGCAACGGUGUUGCUUUCCACGGUAACACUGGAACUCGAUCGAACUCAACUAGGACAGAGAAUUUAAUUAGUGUGAGGCGCCUCAGUUUCGUGGUUGAUGGUGAUCUCCACGGGCCGUUCUAUGCUCUGAAGGGCAUGCCUCAGGGGUCUACUUUGAGUCCGCUGCUUUUCGAUUUAUAUCUUAGGUCGCUUGACCAACAUCUGCAGCAUGGCACUCGUUUUCUUCAAUACGCCGACGAUGUGGUAUUGUUUUCCACGCAUAAGGAUCUGGAUGUAGCAGUGAAGUCAGUUCAGUCAUCAUUGGGGCGGAUCCGUGACUAUUUGAGGUACAGGAAUCUUGAGAUAUCUUCUAGCAAGACCAAAUUUAUGAUUUUUAAAAAUGGCAAUCCCCCAAAGGCCACAGUGAGGUUGAUUAUCGGUGGGGUGUCAAUCCCUAGAGUCUGUGUUCAUCGUUUUCUUGGAGUGUUGUUGGAUUGCAACCUCAGUGGCAGGCAACAUCUCAAGUAUUUGAUCAGUAAGGGAAGAAGGAUUGCUGAUAUCGUGGCUGUCUUAUCCAGUGUUACCUGGGGCUCACAUCCCGGAUUGCUUCUUACCAUUUAUAGAGCCAUUUUUCGUAGCGCCGUGGAGUACGGAUGUCAGUUUUUUGUUUGGAACCCUGCCAAUGCUGAUUUCGUCAAGCUUCAGCGCCUUCAGUACAGGGUCAUCAGGAAAGCUAUGGGGUAUCGCAUUUCUACGCCAAUCAAUGUCAUGUUGGCUGAAGCCAAGGAACACAAUUUCUCCAAUAGGUUGGACUAUGUUGCGUCAAGAUUUAUUUAUAAAGCUAUGGCUAAUAAAUUCAGCCUGGUCUAUGGCUCUUUGGAGGAGAUGGAAAUCGCCGUGGUGCAAAGGAAUCGUAAAGCAGAGGCUAUCAAAAUUUCUAGACUUUUCAAACACUACGUACUAUCUCGGUACGAGGAAAGCAUUGUUCAUCGAUCUACAUAUCCUCCAGCUUUCUGGCAUACGUAUGAGGUGUCAUCUCUAGGUAUUGCAUAUAUUCAGGACAUGCAAGGCUGCGAUAAGAAGAACAACCUGAGUUUGAUUAAAGCGGAUUUCUAUCACAGAUCUUUUUCGUACAGACAAGGGGCUGUUUCCUUCUACACGGAUGGAUCCAGGAAUUUGGAAGGAGCUGUGGGUGCGGCUGUCUAUUCGCCUGAUAUGAAGGGUACCGUGGAGCACAGAUUGCCGCCUGAGACAUCCAUUUUCUCUGCCGAACUUUGGGCUAUCUAUCAAGCUGUGUUAGCUGCUGGGGACCUUCAGUUAUCCAAGUGUGUCAUUUUCUCCGACUCAGAAAGCGCUUUAGAAGCAUUGAGGAACUCCAAUAGCACACAGCGAAACUAUCUUAUUUAUUACAUCAAACAGGCAUACAUUGAAGUCACUAAACGAGGAACGGAAAUUGUCUUGUUUUGGGUUCCGGCUCACUGUGGUAUCCCGGGCAACGAGCUCGCGGAUCAGUGUGCUAAGCGUGCUGCGCUUGGAACUUGUCGGCCACGUUUCUGGGUGCCAUACGAGGAUCUUCUGGCUCUGUCAAGGAUCGGUGCGAAUAAUCGUCAGGAGGAAUACAUGAGGAGAGUCUCGGUCUACGAGGGUAAGGGCACGCAGUAUUACGACCUCUUCUAUACAUCGUCCACGAAGACAUGGUUUCACAAGGAAUCCCUGUCGAGGAGAGAGAUUGUACAUAUUAAUAGACUCAGAUCUAAUCAUGUGAACACUUACGAAAGCCUAUAUAGGAUUGGUAUUGUCAGCUCUCCGGCGUGUCCGUGCGGCGAUUCCCGCCAAACUGUCAAUCAUUUGAUCUUUCACUGUGAACUAUUCAAUAAGAAUUCUCUUUCAAUCCGCAACUACAUUGCUAAAAAAUUCCCCGAUUCCCCUCAGGAUCUCCUUCCUGCCCUUUCCUCCCCUUCUCCCAGACUUUGUCGGUUGGUCUUGGCCUUUAUGACGGCCAACGAUCUUCUCUUUUAA
This is a messenger RNA of Mycetomoellerius zeteki, 2013 nucleotides long. RefSeq lists its product as uncharacterized. The record is from RefSeq and is a predicted model, not a curated record. Bases 1 to 2013 code for a protein of 670 amino acids. Gene Ontology annotation, molecular function: RNA-DNA hybrid ribonuclease activity; nucleic acid binding. The transcript is spliced from 2 exons. NCBI's taxonomy places the organism in Eukaryota, Metazoa, Arthropoda, Insecta, Hymenoptera, Formicidae.